This is a messenger RNA of Terrapene triunguis (Three-toed box turtle), 3778 nucleotides long. RefSeq names its product diacylglycerol O-acyltransferase 2-like. The transcript is spliced from 8 exons. Bases 48 to 1133 code for a protein of 361 amino acids. Gene Ontology annotation, cellular component: endoplasmic reticulum membrane. NCBI's taxonomy places the organism in Eukaryota, Metazoa, Chordata, Testudines, Emydidae. Gene Ontology annotation, biological process: lipid metabolic process. The record is from RefSeq and is a predicted model, not a curated record.
CCUUUUAACCUGCGGAUCCAAAGUCUGGGAGAGAACUUGUUACCAACAUGAAAACAAUUAUUGCAGCCUAUUUCCAAAAUCGUAGUGGGAGCCGUGCCAGCAUUCAGGCCGCCCUGCAUACUCUGCUCACCGUGCCCUGGCCCUCGCAGCGGGAGUUCCGAGCAUGCAUCCAGCUCCUCUCAGUUCUACAGUGGGUCCUCAGCUUCUUGCUGAUGGGAAUCGUCUUCCUGUUUCUCCUCGUCUAUUUGGUUUUCACCAGUUUCUGGCCAGUUUCUGCUCUAUACUUUGCCUGGGUAAUCUUUGACUGGGACGCACCGGAGCAAGGUGGGAGGAGGUCGGCGUGGGUGCGAAACUGGCCUGUCUGGAAGCAUUUCCGAGAUUAUUUCCCUAUUCAGUUAGUGAAGACUCACAGCCUCCUUCCCGGUCACAAUUAUAUCAUUGGCGCACACCCCCAUGGGAUCCUCUGCGUUGGGGCCUUCUGCAACUUCAUCACCGAGUCCACUGGCUUCUCUGAGAAGUUCCCUGGCAUCAGACCCUUCCUGGCCACGCUGGCUGGCAACUUCCGGCUGCCUGUCUUCAGGGAGUACCUGAUGAGUGGGGGCCUGUGCCCUGUGACGCGCCAGGCAAUAGGGUACCUGCUCUCUCAGAAUGGCAGUGGGAACGCUGUGGCCAUCGUAAUUGGAGGUGCGGCCGAGUCACUGUCUUGCCAGCCAGGAGUCACCACAUUAAUCCUCAAAAACCGCAAAGGCUUUGUUCGGAUGGCGCUGCAGCAUGGGGCACACCUGGUUCCUGCCUUCUCCUUCGGUGAGAACGACCUCUUCCGGCAGGUGGUUUUUGAAGAGGGCAGCUGGUUGAGGGGCAUUCAGAAGAGGUUCCAGAAGCUGGUGGGCUUUGCUCCCUGCGUCUUCUAUGGACGGGGUUUAACCUCUAUCCAAUCCCGAGGCUUCCUGCCCUACCCGAAGCCUAUCACCACUGUCAUAGGAGAACCUGUGACGGUGCCCAGGAUCAAGGAGCCGAGCCACGAGACGGUGGAUCUGUACCAUGCUAUGUACAUCCGCUCCCUGCUCAAACUCUUCAAUGACCACAAAGCCAAGUAUGGCCUGUCGGAGGCGGACGAACUGAGGAUCUUGUGACUGAGGCCAGAGAGAAGCCAGGGGACUUUGGGCAGCCAAGCCCUAACUCUCAAGGGCUGCCUGCUCUUGGAGGUGGGAAUGGCAGCUUACCUGGCAGGAUGGGGGCUCUCAGGGACAUACUGUUCACCCGAACUACUGCUUGCCCUCUACCCCAGUGCCUUACUCACUUGUCCCCUUGGUGCUGCCCCAGCCUCUGCCUCUGUUUGUUCCCUCCAGAAGAUGAAGGAAGGAAGGAGGGAGCUCCCUGCUUGUCAUAUCCCCGCGUUUCCUGUGUGCUUUCUGCUCGCUCCCAUGGGCAAUGCAGUGAGUUGGCUUCCUCAGCUCCCAAAGCCCUCUCAGGGAAGGGGAAGGGAGGAGCACAGGAAGGACAGGUGCUGGGGCUUGGAGGGGAUGGGGAGUGUGCAUGUGAGCAGAGGGACAUGGGGGAACGUGUGUGGGGACACUUCUCCUCUGCCCGGACCCCACUCUCCUGGAGGGAGAUGAAUAGUAGCUUUGUGCUGCUGCUAAUGAAACAGAGGAAUGCAACCCUGCAGGCUAAACUCUGCCCAGGGCUCCAGCUCUGGCUAAGAAGGAAGGAGGGUGAGAUGGAUAGAAUGGGGGGGGAAAUGGAGGGAAAGCCCUUGAUUGUAACAAAUGUGAAAAACAGGGUUACCAGAGGGGCCUGCAAUGCCAUGCAGGGUGUGUUGUGAGGGGCAGGGCCCUGAGACUGAGGGUCUCUGAGGAGCUGGCUGCUGACUCAACUCCUUGCCUAAGGAAAGCUGGGCAGCUAUAACUCCUUAUGGCCUUGUGUCUGUCCCUGGUGCCCAUGUAGGAUGGAGCCUCCUGGGAGGGUUUGUCCUUCCAUCUCUGUUUUGCUGGCUAAACGUGUAGCUCAGAAGCGGGCAUGUCAGGCUGUUUACCCCCAAGGGGACAUGUCAUUCCUGCACCAGGUUGGAGAGUUCUCCCUGUGGUGGUUAGCACAGGCAGCUUUGCCUCAGCCUUAGAAUCAGGGCAGGGCCAUGGCUUCCCUUCCCACAAUGAGGAGGGAUGGACAGUCAGGGGGUUCAUGGGAAGCUUGGUGAAACGCUGGCCAGGACAUAGCCAGGAUGCACAAGAUUUUCCCUUUGCAUCUCCCCUUCCCAACACAUCUUGUUCCCUGCCUGAGCUGUGGCUAUCCCUGUGUUUUCCCAUGGCCCCCGUAUGUGCCACCUACCACUUUCUUCACUCAUGGGUCCCAGCCCCACAGUUUCUUGUCCCUGUCUCUGUGAGUUGGCAGCAGGAAAGGCCAGUGCACCUGGAGCUGCAUGUGGAGAGACACCAGGUCCCAGAACAGCAAUAGCAGAGUCCCUGGGGAGACCGCACCUGGGAGAUUGCAGUGAUUGCUGGGCGCCAUGUGACCAGAAAGAGAUUGAUCCUAGGAAGGGGAUCAGAAUAGAGCAAGAAAAACUACCGGGAGCCUGGAGGGAAAGCCUAGAGUGACAAAGUGGGGUGGGCCAAGUCUGCAAACCUGACAAGUGCCUCCCCUGAGGGAGGGCAAGAGGUUAGUUACGAGUAAAGGCAGGUGGAACUAGGAGGUUUGAAGGCGAUUGAUGAUGAGAAAAUACAGACUGUCUCUCAGGGAUAACUUCCUGUCAGUGAGGUUACUGAGCUUGGGUGUUGUCUCCCAAGGGAAGGGGUGUGAGCCCCAGGACAUGGGGCAUUUCAGGCUGGGUCUGACAAAACAGUAGGACUGGACUGUGCUGUAGGGGCCAAUCCUGCUUUGGCUUCAGGGCUGGAUGGGACAAUCUAAUGGGGCUUGUCUAUCGCUCACCUCGAUGAUUUUGUGUUGAAUACAUUUUUAUAAAUCUCAUACUGACAUGGCCCACGCUGUGUGAGAAGAAGGCAAUUCUGCAGGUGGGGAAGCACCAUGCGGUAGUCCAUACACAUACAUACAUACGUGCCAAGAAUCUAACCGUGCAUGUGCCUGGACAUCCCCCUCCAUACCCAGACAUGCACACAAACACACACUGCUCCUUACACACGUGUAGGUUCACAUACACAGAUACAUACACCCCUCCAUGCACGAGCUCAGAGCACACACUCCGAAGGACUUUCAAACACACCUCAUUGUUCUUUGGAGAAGGGAGGCCGCUGCAUGUUGUUCCAAGGAUUCAAUAGGAUUCAGCCCAAAGGGGUGCACUAGCCCUUCCCUGCUGAAGACAGCUCUCUUGAGCAGUGAACCUGGCUCCCCCUGCAGGUCCUUCCUGUGCUGGUUGAGGGGGCAGCUAGCCUGCUGCUCCCACUGUACAAAUGACAAAGGGUCUAUCACAAGCCCCUGUGCAUGGUAGCUUAAUGGGAUGGCAGGGUUGCUCCUGUGGUCACAGCUUCUAUGGCUGGGCUCCCUUCCAAUUGCCUGGGGCCCUGUAAUUCUGCUCUGAGCUACCUCAGUGGCUCUCAGCUGUGCUCUCCUGCUCUGCUGCCUUGCCUGGAGGCCCAAAAUGUGGGGCUGCGACACCUUAUGGGAGCACUGAGUGGAGGGUCCUGGCCUAGCUCUAGGCUCUUUGUGGUGAGAAGAUUCUAAUGAUGCCAUGGGAAUGUAACGGGGUAGCUCCCCAGCCAGGAGCUUCUGCACCCAGCCCCUGGUGCUUAGCUCAGGUCCCAGGGGUUAGUGGUUUUUUUUUUUUUUC